AUGACAGUCACAUCUGGAUCGCGAGUUCUUGCUGGACCCAUUGGGGAUUGCUGCGUCCAGGGGGUCAAGCACUCGGGAGACCCUGCGGGAAAGUCAAUUUCGAUUGACAAUGUCCCCACUUAUCUCUCGGAACCACCAAGACCACAGGAAGGAAGGAAGAAAGUCGUCUUGUUCUUCUCGGACGUUUAUGGACCUUUCUACCUCAAUAAUCAGUUGAUCCAAGAUUACUAUGCGUCGCAGGGCUUCUAUGUGGUUGGGAUCGACUAUUUCUUUGGCGAUCCUAUCUACAUCCAUACAGAACCAGAUUUCGAUAGGGAUGGGUGGUUCACCAAGUCGAGGAAGCAGGCAGCAGAGGCCGUUCCCAGGUGGAUCGACGCUGUUCGAGAGGUUUACGGCCAAGAUGGCAUCUACAGUGCUGUUGGAUAUUGCUUUGGUGGCCCUUACGUCCUUGAAACCGCUGCUACGGAUAAGAUCGUUGCAGGCGCCUUUGCUCAUCCAGCAGGCUUGACUGAAGAUCAUUUCCGAAAUGUUACCAAGCCCGUUCUGCUCUCCCUAGCAGAAACCGACUUUACCUUCCCACCUGAAUCGCGAAGGCGAGCUGUGGAUAUCUUGGCUGAGAAGAAAGCGACAUACCACGUCCAGCUUUUUUCUGGAGUUUCGCAUGGCUUUGCUACUCGAGGAGACCCCGCUGUUGAGAAUACGAGGUGGGCUAAAGAAGAGUCAGCCCGGGGUAUCAUUAACUGGUUCAUCCGAUGGAGUUCGAAUGCCUUGGCUCAGAAGUAGAUUUAUAAGUACGUCCGUGAAGUUGCAGAAGACGCGAUUUGUGAUAUUGUAAACGCCAUUCAAACACGAUGAUACUAGGCCCGGCGCCAGACUUGU
Coprinopsis cinerea okayama7#130 is the source of this 879-nucleotide messenger RNA. RefSeq lists its product as hypothetical. Bases 1 to 783 code for a protein of 260 amino acids. The transcript has 7 exons. Gene Ontology annotation, molecular function: hydrolase activity. The record is from RefSeq and is a predicted model, not a curated record. Lineage: Eukaryota; Fungi; Basidiomycota; Agaricomycetes; Agaricales; Psathyrellaceae.